Messenger RNA from Ylistrum balloti, 3400 nucleotides. Its product is annotated as transcription intermediary factor 1-alpha-like. Gene Ontology annotation, cellular component: nucleoplasm; chromatin. The record is from RefSeq and is a predicted model, not a curated record. Gene Ontology annotation, molecular function: ubiquitin-protein transferase activity; zinc ion binding. Bases 168 to 3044 code for a protein of 958 amino acids. Gene Ontology annotation, biological process: positive regulation of DNA-templated transcription. Lineage: Eukaryota; Metazoa; Mollusca; Bivalvia; Pectinida; Pectinidae. The transcript is spliced from 4 exons.
CUUCCUUCUCAGCGGGUUCCGGUUCUUCAGUUAUAACCACGUUUGUUUCGAAGGAUAUUUUCUUUGCAUGAAGAUUCACUCCAUUGACUAACCAGCCAAGUUGAAUUUUAAGGUUAAAGGUUACAAGUCAUUGAGAGAGAGGACAGGCAUUGAAGUGACGUGUGGUUAUGAUGAUGGAUCCGAAUUCCUCAGACCUGGGUGGUUCAGCAGGAGAGGGAACACCUCUCCUGUCUGAACCAAUGAGCAUGGAUACAGAUAAUCUCCAGGUUCAGGGUGACCCAGGGUCAGAGGCUACCUUGUCCCCUCAUUCCUUUGAGAACAACAAUGAGAAUGAGGAUGAUAAGAUAGAAGGGGGUGACAGUGAUGGCAGCCAAGAGCUGUCAGGGACUGACUCCUCAGCUGAGGAGGAUGUAAAGGAAGACAAAACUGAGGAAGGGAAACUUUUUGAAGCAGUUUUAAAUCUUGAAGCAGGUCCAGACAGUACCACCUGUUCCAAAGAUGAAUUGAAGAAGAAGAAAAGGAAGAAGAAGAGAGAAGAUGGUGAUGAAUCUAAACAACAAUCAGGGUUGAAAGGACCCUUUGAAGGCCUAGAUGUUUUCAGGUUAUGUCGCAUUUGUGGUGGAAACUUUAGGAACCCCAAACUGUUGAAAUGCUUACACACUUUCUGCACAGAUUGCGUCCAAACCUUGGUUCAGUGUAAGGAAGAGAAGACCUCUUUAAAGUGUCCUAUCUGUAAAGUGGAGGAAACUUAUGAAGAGGAACCAACACUUCCCAUACAUCAUUUGUCUAAACGUCUAGCAGAGGGAAAAGCCAUGGCCAAGGAUACUCAACAAUGUAGUAUCUGUACUCUUAAUGCACUGUUCCUGCCGGCAAUCAAAAUCUGUUUUGAAUGCAAGGACUUUCUCUGUGAAGGAUGUGCUGACAAGCACAAGUUUUCCCGUUUCACCAUUGAUCAUAAGAUAACAGAUCUUGAUGAAGAGUCCUGGCAGGAAUCCCUUGAAAAAGUUCACAUUGAAAAUAUGAUGUGUUCAGAGCAUGAAAAAGAAGAAGUACGUUUCUUUUGUGAAGACUGCUACAAUCUUGUCUGUAGGGACUGUGUUAUCCUUAAACAUAAUGAUCACAAAAAUCUUCCUGUCAACCAGGCUGUCAGUUCCAGAAAACAAGAGUUUGAGUUCAGGAUGCUAGGAAUGACACAAAGACUUAAGUUUGCCGAAAGAGAGAUGACUUCAAAUGAUGAUGCUUUAGCCAAUUUACAGCGCCUCCAGGAAAAGGAAAUUGCCAAAAUAAAAGCUGAAGUAGCUGAUUUGAAGCAGAGGCUUGAUAAGGAAGAGGAGAAAGCCAUAGAAGCAAUCACUAAAAAAGUGACUGCAACCAUGAAAUCUGGAAAGAAAAGAAAGAGGAAUGCACACAAACUUGUUGAUCGCAUUCAAGAAGUAAAAUCACAUUGUCUAAAAUUUUUGCAACAGAGUACUGAUGAAGAGUUUCUGGACAAUCAGAAUCUGUUCAUGGGAGCCAUGACAACAACCUUGAAUUCUACAGUCCACCCAGAACCUCUCAACUGGAGUAAACUUCCGUUUACACAGGCAUCUAAGGUCUUUCGAUUGGCUCAAACAGAACCCCUGUUUAUUGUUCAUGACAGGAAAAUUGUUUUCAACUUAGUUGAAGAUAUGCCUACCCAGUGUACCAUGACACAGUGGCUUGCAAAGAAAAUUGAUGUCAGUCGUGGACUUGAUUAUGCCCAGUCAGUUCAGAACAGAAUUAAGACUAAACAAAGGUCAGAGAACAAAAGCUUCAAAAAGGAAGAGGCCAGGGAGAUCAAGGAGGCUUUAGUUAACAUAAAUACACCUCCAAAAGUGCAGAGCCCAGAUCAACGAUCUUCAAAAGUAAAGAAAGUACAAAACUCUACAGUACCUUGCCCAGGCGGAGAGGACACUCAACAGGAAGAAGAAGGAAAGAAAAAGAAGAAGCCUAGAAACAAAAAUAAAAACAAAGAUGGAAUAGUGCAAGAUCCAGCUCAGACAUCAUCAGAUCCUUUACAGAAGCCUAAUGCAGGACAAGAACAGAAGCCCAAGGUUAAAGUGGAACCAGAUCAGGGCAACAAAAAGCAGCAAAAUGCUGCCACAGCACGUUCUGUGAAACAGAAGAUAGCCCACCCUCACCAAUUUGUAGCUUUCAAGUUCAAUUCACAAAUGCCAAUGGGAAAUAUGAAUGGAGCCUCUGCAGGUCCAUUACGUGUUCCAACGUUGUCUCCACUGUGGCGAAUUGAUCUCUACCUUCGCUCUGACAAAUUUCAACCUAAUGUUACAGCAACACUUUGCAUAGGGAUGGAAAAGGUUGCUGUAGCAGAUAGUGGUAACAACAAGAUAAAAAUGUUUGCUACAUCUGGUGAGUUUUUGGAAGAACAUCCUGCCUUCCAGCCUGUUAGUCUGGCUUACUGUGCUGGAAAACUCAUUUGGUGCAGUGAAAAUACACUGGGUUUCCUAGACCUUGGAAACAAGGAAAGGGGAGAAGUGACCUUUGACCUUGAUGCAGUACCACAUCCAUUGUCGACUGGGAGCAUCACUCAGCUUCUAAUUGGUAAUGGACAGAACAUAUGUGAGUAUAACUGGUCUAAGAAAGAGAAAUAUUGGGCUCCAACCAAUAAGAUUGUACCGAGACAUUCCAACAAGAAGCGCUUCAAGAGUAACGUAAUGAGUCUGACAAACAGUGCAGGGAGCCAGACAAUCGUCUAUAGUGAUUGGCAGCAGAGCAGUGUGGUGUUCAUGGACGGUUCUGGUGUCAUCACCAACAUUUAUCGUGAGAAUGACAAACAGAAUGGCUUCCUGCCGACUGGGUUAUUCUAUGACAGAACAGCCAACACUGUAUUUGUCCUGGACCACCAAGGAAAUCGUCUACUGUUGCUGAAUAGUGAAGCCAAAUAUCUUCAAGAAUGGUCUACUCUGCCAGCCAUUCAAAAACCACUCAGCGUGACUGGGAAUAGAUCUGGCCAAUUAUUCAUAACUGGCAACGAUCAGUUCCUGCAUGUGUACAAGUUUACAUACUAAGUGGUCAUUUUUAUCUCAACGGUGACCAAACAGUUCACAUGUAGCUGUAGUUCUCAACCUAAUCAGUUUCUUUUGUUAGACAUACAGUUAACUAUUGGAUACGUUUGUUUCUGACAGUCAGACAAGUGAGAGUUGAUCUGUUGGAAUCCAGGUUCUGAACUUAGUUACAAGUUCUGUAGGAAUCUUGUUAAAGGACCAUCAUAUUAUCUGUUGUUGGGAUAAUUCAAGGAAACAGAGUUUAAGUUGUACCAGGCUCUAUUAACAUAAUGACACCUACCAGGUAACUUAAAGAUCUAAGAUACAUUUUUGUUAAAAUUAUCUCCCUGAAAGAAACUUAGCUUUAUCUAUUAAGUAAA